GGUAGGGGGGGUCAUAAACAACGAGUUUUCUCAAAUCCCUCCUAAAAAAAGUGAUGGCCUAUGUUUUGAAGCAUUUGAUGUUGUGAAGCAUUUAAUACGUGAUUCUGAUUGGUUGCCAUAUGGUUUAUUGGUUAUGAAGCGAUAUCUGUGUUAAAUGGCGCCAAAAUUUAAAAUGUAAUUUCAAUUAUAACAAUAAAAUCAUUAUUUUUAAAUCAUUUUGAAUCAGAAAUUUGAAUUUAGCAUUUUCAGCGGCUUUACUUUUCCCGUAUCACUUUUUUAAGAAAGGAUUGUAAAAUUUUAAGUAAAGUUUUAGAGGUCAAGUAACGAACUGGGCAACAAAACUUUGCGCGCGUAGCGCGCUGGUCUUUGUUAGUACGAUAUGAAAUCUCUCUCUCUCUCUCUCUCUCUCUCUCUCUCUCUCUCUCUCUCUCUCUCUCUCUCUCUCUCUCUCUCUCUCUCUCUCUCUCUCUCUCUCUCUCUCUCUCUCUCUCCACACACACACAUAUAUUCAUAUUCUACUUAGUCAUUUUCUGCCAUUGUGUUGCAAAAUGCAAUUUUUUUCGUUAAUUAUGUUGAUUUGGCCAAAGAAAAUGACGACUAUGCGAAUAAAUAACAGAAAAACCGCGGUAUAAUAAACCGGGCUCUUUACGCCCGGUUUAAAAAAUAAAUUUACGGCCUUUUAUAAUGACACUAUAUAUGAGACUAUGUUAUGAACAUAUUAAUAACAAUUGCAAAAGAAGGAACAAUAAUAAAAAGAUGAUUGGUUUUUAUAGUUCGAUUAUUUUGCAUUGUAUAUGUUCACAACUUCACAUUAUUUUACAUUUUUUAUGAUUCUUAUUCAUUUUGUUAGAUUUUUAUUCGAAAAAAACAUUGUGUCACAAUUAUAGGUACGUAUGUCACAAAGUAAUAAACUACUGCAAUAAAAAAAUAAAAAAUUUGCUUAGGGAAUUCCUGCAUUUUUUGCGCAUACCUGAUAUUUUGUCAAUAAAUUUGCUUGUUUAAUGUUGAUACAGUGUUAUAGUUGCUUACCUUUGCUUAAUGCUAAAUAGUGUGUAGUUGCAUCUUUUUACAUUAUAUGUAUAUUAUUUUGUUUUUUUAUAGAUUUUAUCACCAUGAAUGGUAUGUAUAUUGGGCUCAUAUAGUUAUAUGAUUGUUAUAACUACUAUAGAUAUAUUCAUAAAAUAAAUUCUUAUGGUUUUUAGAUACCAAACAUGCAAGUUAUUUGUUUUUUUAAUAAGCAUAUGGAGCUACGAUGUCACAAAAUACAAAUAGAAUAAAAUAGUUUUAUAAGAGUUUGUAAAUCAAGUGUGUAAUAUUUCAAAUAGCAUAUAAGUUCUUCGACAAUUUCAAAUCUUGAAUGGUCUAAGAUAACUUUUAUCAUCUGAAUAAGAGUGUCAAAAUAUACAAUGUAUGACUCGAAAACAUAGUCGUGAUUCUAGUUCUAGUAAAAUAUUAAGUAAAGCUAUUGUUAUAUUACUUUAAUAUAUAUAACUUUAACAUUUAUUAAUACUGCCAUCGGUCGCGAAAAUAGACUCUACUUUUUAUUUAAAUUUUUACUUAAUAUGUUAACUAAUUAUGCACUUAAUCCUUUUAUCUAUAAGAAAUAAACAAACUAUAUUAAAGCUGACAUUUACUUGCACGUAUAUGUAAUUGAUAACAGCGUUUAUCAUUUAAAGUUUUUAUAGGAUUAAGAAUAUUCGAGACCUGUAGUUAUAUUGUUUAUGAAUUAAUUAUUGAAUAUUUUUUUCUCAAGCAGAAACGAAACAGCUCUAACAUAAACGAAAUUGUACCGCUUUAUAUAAAAUGUUUAACCUCAAACAUUAAGAUAACGUUUACAAUUAUAUUAUACAGGGCUGCUUAUUUUUAAAUUAAUUACUAUUUGAACUUUUUAAACUGGUUAAUUGAGUCAGACACAUUUGACUCGGCACUUGACCAUUUUGACUGGCUUUUACGGACACGAUCGAGCACGAUAGCCGCACUACGCACGGGUCACACGAUACUGCAGAAACUGAACCGAUCACAGAUACGUACGGUACAGUACAAGUGUAGACUAGACUGUAUAGUGUUGAAGUGUAGUACAUCCGUGUGUUACAUACAUACAAGAUUAAUGUACACAUACAUUCGGGAAGAAGAAAAUAAAGCUAGAUUCAUAUAGGAAUUAUUUAAAUUCAAUGAUUAAAGUGUGAAAAUAGAACAAGUAGUUCUGGCUGACAAAAGUGUAAUAGGGAAAUUUGAAAUUUCUAAAAAAAAUGCUGUAGAUCAAGUACUUUUACAUUUUAAAAGUGAACUGUGAAAACAUAUGCUGGGUGUCAGCACUUGAGCAGCGUACAUGUUAAGAGUUGUGGGUGUUUGUCUAUUGGGCCACCUGUACGGUUGUAGACCGUGGUAUAGUGGUUGGACCGGCGCCAUGUUGCUCGAAUGAGGUGUCAGUAUUUGUUCAACGUGACGGGAGUUUGGGUGUGGAUCGUCGAUUGCGCGCAAGAUUCUCAGAGUCGAGUUCGCUGCAUGUAUAAUAUUGCUGUGUUGCGAACCAUCAUUCGUCACUCAGUAUUCCAAGAUAAAUAAGCUAGGACUACGUGCAGGAAUCAAGCAGCUAAUUACGAUCGAAUAUCAUUUAUUUUUUAUAGCUUGAGUUCACUUGACAGCAUAACAGACGAGCGUCAAGAUGCCGAAAUUGAUGAACGUGCGGGUGACGACGAUGGACGCCGAGUUGGAAUUUGCUAUCCAGCAAAUUACCACCGGCAAACAGCUAUUCGACCAGGUCGUCAAAACUAUUGGAUUAAGGGAGGUCUGGUUUUUUGGUCUUCAAUACACUGAUAUCAAAGGGGAUCAAACCUGGAUCAAGCUCUACAAAAAGCCUGAGAGCGCAAUGGCCAGGGUAGUGAAGAAGGAAGUAAAAAAGAAAGUUCGAAAGUUAAGAGGCUGUUCCGAUUCGGAUACGGACGACUACGAGUUCGAUGACGAUUUGGUUAUGAGCCAGGAAGUUAAAAAAGAAAACCCUUUGCAGUUCAAGUUCCGUGCUAAAUUUUAUCCGGAAGACGUGGCAGAAGAAUUGAUUCAAGAAAUAACUCUUCGACUCUUCUAUCUGCAGGUGAAAAGCGCCAUCUUGACAGACGAAAUAUACUGCCCUUCUGAAACUUCGGUCUUGUUAGCCUCUUAUGCUGUUCAAGCGCGACAUGGAGACUAUCAAAAGAGCAUCCAUACUACAGGAUUUUUAGCAAACGACCGUUUGCUUCCUCAACGUGUAAUGGACCAGCAUAAAAUGAGCAAAGAAGAAUGGGAAUCUUCCAUUACUAAUUGGUGGCAAGAGCAUCGAGGGAUGCCACGAGAAGACGCCAUGAUGGAGUAUUUGAAAAUUGCUCAGGAUUUGGAAAUGUACGGUGUUAAUUACUUUGAGAUCCGCAAUAAAAAAGGUACUGAACUUUGGCUUGGUGUGGAUGCUUUGGGACUUAAUAUUUACGAAAAAGAUGAUAAGCUGACACCAAAAAUUGGGUUUCCCUGGUCUGAAAUUCGUAAUAUAUCUUUUAACGAGAAGAAAUUUAUUAUAAAACCUAUCGACAAAAAGGCACCAGAUUUUGUUUUCUUUGCUGCUCGUGUGAAAAUAAACAAACGGAUUCUUGCACUUUGUAUGGGAAAUCAUGAGCUUUACAUGCGUAGACGUAAACCUGAUACUAUCGAUGUACAGCAAAUGAAGGCUCAAGCCAAAGAAGAAAAACUUGCCCGUGAAAAACAACGUGAAAAAUUGCAAUUGGAAAUUGCAGCCAGAGAAAGAGCUGAAAAGAAACAGCAAGAAUAUGAAGAGCGACUUCGUAAUAUGGCUGAAGAAAUGGAAAGAAGGCAGGCUGAAUUAAAUGAAGCUCAAGAAAUGAUUCGUCGUUUGGAAGAACAACUUAGACAGUUACAAGCUGCUAAAGAAGAACUUGAAGACAGACAAAAGGAACUCACAGCAAUGAUGGAAAAACUUGAACGCUCUCAUGAAAUGGAAGCUGCGGAAAGAGCAAAAUUAGAAGCGGAAAUCCGUCACAAACAAGAAGAAGUACAACGUAUUCAGUCGGAAGUUGAAGCUAAGGAUGCAGAAGCUAGAAGGUUGCAAGAAGAAGUUGAAGCUGCAAGACUUAGACAAGAAGAAGCUGACCGACAAUAUCAAGCCAGCACUACUCCCCAUCAUCAUCAUGUUGAAGAAAAUGAAGAAGAUGGUGAUGACGGCGAAGAUGAAAUACCGCAUGGAGAUGUUACUAAAGAACUUGUUACUGAUGAAUCAAUAAUUGAUCCUAUUGAAGAAAGACGUACACUCGCUGAAAGAAAUGAACGUCUUCAUGACCAGUUAAAGGCUUUAAAACAAGAUUUGGCACAAUCACGAGAUGAAACAAAGGAAACUGUAAUGGACAAAAUUCACAGAGAAAAUGUUCGCCAAGGACGUGAUAAAUACAAAACCUUAAGGGAAAUUCGCAAGGGUAACACUAAACGCCGUGUAGACCAAUUUGAGAACAUGUAAAUAGUGAAAAAGAAAAAUAGCGUAUCGUUUGUUUAGCCACUUAUGUUUAUUUUUCACUAUUAACAAACAAUUUUAAAUAUUAUGUUCUUUUAAAGUCCUCUGCUUGUGAAUGAAUAUAAAUACUAUGAGUAUACCGAUCGAAGUUAAAAGCACUUGACACAAAUUUCUGAAAUCAUUUAAGAAUAAAUUGACCCAAGAAGAAUAUUUUAUUAUUAAGUUUAAGAGCUUUGACUUGAUCUUGAAAGACUUGAUGUAUUUUAUUAUGAAAACAAUUGUUGAUGCUUGCACAUAUUUUGGAUAAUUUUAGAAGACUUUCUUCAGCAGUAAGUUUCUUCUGAUGAACUUGAACAUACAGCAAACAGUUACAUAGUUGCCAUUGUUGAAAUUUUUAAUCUAAACUUGCAUUAUCAUUGGACUUUUAUAUAAUUGCCAUCUAAUAAUUUAUAAAAUCAUAUAAAGUUGUUAUAGAGCUUGAAAUUUGGAAGCUCGUUUAGCAUUAUACAUUUAGUAUUUAUACUAAUAUUCAACUAUGGUAGGCCUAAAUAAUGACCAUAUGUACAAUGCAGUACAAAGGAACACAAGAUCUUAAAAUGAAAUAGGAGUAGAAAAUGCGUAUAUUUUUUUCCAGCAUACUGCAUUUUUUUCCGAAAUUUAUACUUGUUUGAUUAUUUUAAUCGUACCAGAACUUAAGUAUAUUUUUUCAUUUCCACAACCUGUUGAAUUUAUUUCAUAAUGAAUAUAUAGUUAUAUAAAAACAUGUUAAUGUUAAAGGUCUUGAAAAAAGUUACGUCAAGUCUAAAAAAUAUUAUUUUAAAUUAUCAUCUGAUGGACUGUGUACCAUUAUUAAUAUAGUGAUUUCUUGAACAUUCACAUGAGCUAAUUUACAUUUUAAUGAAACACUUGUGGCCUUAAUUGAUAUAAAUAUGUAAUGAAUAAUUACGCUAGUUAUAAUAUACUAUUUUUCGCAACGUUAAUAGUAAACGUUAUAAAGCGACAGCAAAUGUAAAGUAAGAUUGACUUAAAAGAUCGAGUGUAUGUGAGCGAGAAUGAUGAGAAAAUAAAAUUUCAAAACUAGAUUUUUUAAGUUGAUAAAUUUAUAAAAUUGGAAACACUGCCUUGAAUAAUUUUGUAGCACUGGGUGGCAUAAAUCCGCAUCUAUGUCACGCCUAUCCGUGGCAUAAAUAGUGCAUUAUUGCACCGUGCUGAUCGCCCUCGCUACGCUCGGGCGCUAACUGCACGGUGCAAAAAUGUUUACGCCACGGAUAGGCGUGACAGCGGAUUUAUGUCAGUGCUAUAAAAUAGCGUACGAUACUCGUGGUAUAAAUAGUCCGAUACGGCACGGCGUUUAGCUCCCUCGCUACGCUCGGGUGCUAAUACACGCCGUGCCGUAAUGGACUAUUUAUGUCACUUGUAUCGUAAUAUACUUUGGCUCUCAAGUUCUAUAGUAUUUUGUCAAUACAACAAAACUAUGCAAAUAUCGUUAGUAAAAAUCGCAGAAUAAACAUUUUUUACAUAAGACCUUUUAAAAAUUUUAGUGGUUUUCAAGUUGAAUAAAUGGGCCUAUGUAUAUGCUAAUGUAAAAUUAACUUAUUUUGAGCAUUUUACAAACAAAUUAUACUAAUCGUACACUAUUUGAAAUAAUUAUUUUCAUGCGCAGAAUACACAACUUGUUUAAUUAUACAGCCCAUAAGAAUAAAAUAUCACAAAAUCAA
Messenger RNA from Nasonia vitripennis (jewel wasp), 6207 nucleotides. RefSeq names its product moesin/ezrin/radixin homolog 1 (gene Moe). NCBI's taxonomy places the organism in Eukaryota, Metazoa, Arthropoda, Insecta, Hymenoptera, Pteromalidae. Gene Ontology annotation, biological process: positive regulation of protein localization to early endosome; regulation of organelle assembly; positive regulation of early endosome to late endosome transport. The transcript has 11 exons. The coding region runs from base 2666 to 4495 and encodes 609 amino acids. The record is from RefSeq and is a predicted model, not a curated record. Gene Ontology annotation, cellular component: filopodium; cytoskeleton; adherens junction. Gene Ontology annotation, molecular function: actin binding; cell adhesion molecule binding.